Corylus avellana is the source of this 1455-nucleotide messenger RNA. RefSeq names its product SPX (SYG1/Pho81/XPR1) domain-containing protein / zinc finger (C3HC4-type RING finger) protein-like protein. NCBI's taxonomy places the organism in Eukaryota, Viridiplantae, Streptophyta, Magnoliopsida, Fagales, Betulaceae. Gene Ontology annotation, molecular function: metal ion binding. The record is from RefSeq and is a predicted model, not a curated record.
GCGGAUGGUAAAUGGUUCAAAAGUUCAUACACUCCCUGGUUACGCGCUUGCAAGUUACAAUCUUGCCUGAGUUGCCUACAAAAAAGCCCUGAAACCGCGUGUACCGUUUCUCUCUUUGAUUGGCAGCAAUAUUCACAAUUGCAACGGCAAAUUCUGUUGAGAAAACUGAGGAAGGCAAAAAUUUUCUCAUCAACCAAACGGAAAAAAGUGAGCUAAAGGUAUUUUAAAGGGGUUGGGAAGGUGAAUUUAAGGUUGUGAGGAGAAAAUGAAAUUCGGGGAGUCUUUUGCGGAGUACCUGCACGGAGACCAGGAGCGGUUCUUGGAGAAAUGUUCCCAUGUCGAGUAUAAGCGCCUCAAGAAAGUCCUAAAGAACUGUCGGAGUUGCAAAGCCGUCGGUGAUUCUUGGAAUUCUGAAUGUCAAUGUGAAUCUUGCUCGUUGUGUGAUCAAAAGUUCUUUUCUGAGUUGACAAAGGAAGCUUCAGAAAUAGCUGGUUGCUUUAGUUCAAGAGUUAGGCAUCUCCUUCAUCUUCAUGUUGCUACUGGAAUGCAGAGAUAUUUAUUGCACUUGCGUCAUUUCUUCAAGAAUGAUCAACAAGCCAUGGUACUAGAAGGACAAAUGUUGGUUGAAUAUGUCACAAUGAAUGCAAUUGCAAUCAGAAAAAUCCUUAAGAAAUAUGAUAAGGUUCAUUGCUCUGCAAAUGGGAGGAAUUUUAAGUCGAAGUUGCAGGCUGAACACAUUGAGCUUUUGCAAUCACCUUGGCUUAUAGAAUUGGGUGCUUUCUAUUUGAAUUUUAAUGGAUCAAAUGAUGGAAAGCUUAAUGAGUUUUCUGGUCAGUUUUCUUGUGAUUUUGAUGCAACCCAGCCUGUAAUGACAUUGAUGCUUCCGCAUUCUAUAAAGCUAGAAUAUGAUCUGACUUGUGCCAUUUGCUUGGAUGGUGUCUUUAAUCCAUAUGCUUUGAGUUGCGGUCAUCUUUUUUGCAAGUCAUGUGCUUGCUCAGCUGCUUCUGUGUUGAAUUUCCAAGGCCUUAAAGCUGCAACUCCGGAAUCAAAGUGCCCAAUUUGCAGAGAGGCUGGAGUAUAUACAAAAGCAGUGCGCAUGGUAGAAUUGCAUCUUCUCAUGAAAAGAAGGUGCAGUGACUAUUGGAAGGAGAGGUUAAUUGCAGAACGUGCUGAGACGUUGAAGCAAACUAAGGAGUUUUGGGAUUCACAGACUAUAUAUGCCCUUGGGUAUUUGUAAUGUGGUUUAGUUCUGAUAAAAUUUGAAAAUAUGGUAUUAAACAACUGGAUUGGAUUUGGUGGUGCCUUCGUGUAUCUUUGGUCAGAAUUACUUGAAUGUCUCUUACUAUUACCAAAUGACUAAAUAUUAAAAUAUAUGGUAUGAUGAAAACAGUGCAAUGGCUGCUGGAAAUGUAAUUUUGUUGUUAUUAUUAAGAGUUGCAUGCAAUAAAAUUUUUA